Musca vetustissima is the source of this 605-nucleotide messenger RNA. RefSeq names its product DNA replication complex GINS protein PSF1-like. Gene Ontology annotation, cellular component: GINS complex. The record is from RefSeq and is a predicted model, not a curated record. Bases 3 to 605 code for a protein of 200 amino acids. Gene Ontology annotation, biological process: DNA strand elongation involved in mitotic DNA replication; DNA replication. Lineage: Eukaryota; Metazoa; Arthropoda; Insecta; Diptera; Muscidae. The transcript has 3 exons.
AAAUGAGCAAAUCAAAUAAAAUGUUUGCCGAUAAGGCCUUUGAAUUGGUCAAGGAAAUGCAAAGGUCUUCACAAACCAUUCCACCAUUUGAUGACGAUGGUGUACGUCAAGUGCUAGAGGAAAUAAAGGCCAUUUUCGAGGAAAAUUGUGCCCAGGCUGCCAAUUAUUCAACAUCCGGCGAUCGUACACUAUGGCCACUGCUAAAUUUUCGUCAUGCUGCCCUGCAACGUAACAAAAGAUGUCUGCUAGCCUAUUUGCAACAACGUUUACAGCGUAUUAAAGCAUUACGUUGGGAAUUCGGACCCAUUAUACCCGGUGACAUUAAAUUAAAUCUUUGUGAACCCGAAGUUACAUUUUUCAACAAAUAUUCCAAAUCUUUAGCAUCAUAUAUGCGUUCGAUUGGUGAUGGUCAAGGUAUCGAUUUAACUGGGGAUUUACGUCCUCCCAAGUCCCUAUAUAUUGAAGUACGUUGUGUUGAAGAUUUUGGUAAAUUUGAAUUGGAAGAUGGUGAGGUGAUAUAUUUGAAAAAGAACAGUCAACAUUAUUUGCCACGUUCUCAAGUUGAGACCUUAGUAAGGCAGGGUAUUUUACAGCAUAUUGUUUAA